Amoebophrya sp. A25 is the source of this 197-nucleotide messenger RNA. The record is from the annotation of a GenBank genome assembly. NCBI's taxonomy places the organism in Eukaryota, Dinophyceae, Syndiniales, Amoebophryaceae.
CGGCAGCAUUGUACUACUCAUAUUCAUCUUCAAACUCAGGGGCGGAUCAUGCUUUUGGUACCUCGAAAAGUGAGGGUUUGCUCAUGGCACUGGAGGUAGAGCCAGAUUGGGACGUCUAUUCGUCAGAGCAGCGAAACCACAUCGAGACUACGUGGACAAAACGCGCAGUGAAAGAGGGCACGCUUCUAGCACUUUCG